Messenger RNA from Pezoporus flaviventris, 1653 nucleotides. RefSeq names its product DNA nucleotidylexotransferase (gene DNTT). Gene Ontology annotation, cellular component: nucleus. The record is from RefSeq and is a predicted model, not a curated record. NCBI's taxonomy places the organism in Eukaryota, Metazoa, Chordata, Aves, Psittaciformes, Psittacidae. Bases 36 to 1577 code for a protein of 513 amino acids. Gene Ontology annotation, biological process: double-strand break repair via nonhomologous end joining. Gene Ontology annotation, molecular function: DNA binding; DNA-directed DNA polymerase activity; DNA nucleotidylexotransferase activity. The transcript is spliced from 11 exons.
CUUUUACCCAAGUGAAAACACUUCUACCUUGCAUCAUGGAUAAGAUCAGAGCUCCAGCUGUAUUCUCCCAGAGGAAGAGACAGAAAGGGAUACAUACCCCAAAUCUUACUUGCAGUUAUGAAAUAAAGUUCAAUGAGUUUGUCAUUUUUAUUAUUCAGAGGAAGAUGGGUAGGACCAGAAGGAUAUUUUUGAUGGAGCUGGCAAGAAGAAAAGGCUUCAGAGUAGAAAGUGAGCUAAGUGACUCUGUCACUCAUAUUGUGGCCGAGAACAACUCCUACCCAGAGGUGAUGGACUGGCUGAGAGGACAGGGUGUGGACGAUAGCUCCAGGUUUGAACUACUGGAUAUCUCCUGGUUUACAGCCUGCAUGGAAGCGGGAAGACCAGUUGAUUCAGAAGUGAAAUAUCGUCUCAUGGAACAAGGCUAUUCUCCUCCUUUGAAUAUGCCUGAAUCAGAAGCACUGCCAUUUAUUGCAAGCAAAGUAUCUCAGUAUUCGUGUCAAAGGAAGACAACUUUAAAUAACUGCAACAAGAAGUUCACGGAUGCCUUUGAGAUAAUGGCUGAAAAUUACGAGUUCAAAGAAAAUGAAAUAUUCUGUCUGGAAUUUCUGAGGGCAGCUUCUGUGCUGAAAUGUCUUCCAUUUCCAGUAAUCAGAAUGAAAGAUAUACAAGGGUUGCCCUGCAUGGGAGACAGAGUCAGAGAUGUCAUUGAGGAAAUUAUUGAAGAAGGAGAGAGUUCUAGAGCUAAAGAAGUGUUAAAUGAUGAACGAUACAAGUCAUUUAAGCAGUUUACUUCAGUCUUUGGAGUGGGAGUGAAGACAUCUGAGAAAUGGUACAGAAUGGGGUUGCGAACUCUGGAAGAGGUAAAAGCUGACAAGACCCUGAAGCUGUCAAAAAUGCAGAAAGCAGGGUUUCUCUACUAUGAGGACCUUGUUAGCUGUGUAUCUAAGGCAGAAGCAGAUGCAGUAAGCUUGAUUGUCAGGAACACUGUGUGUACGUUUCUACCAGAUGCUUUAGUCACUAUAACUGGUGGUUUCAGGAGGGGUAAGAAGACUGGACAUGAUAUAGAUUUUUUGAUCACCAAUCCAGGACCAAGAGAAGAUGAUGAACUUCUGCAUAAAGUUGUUGGCUUAUGGAAAAAACAGGGCUUACUCCUAUAUUGUGAUAUCAUCGAAUCAACAUUUCUAAAGGAACAGAUACCAAGCAGAAAAGUUGAUGCUAUGGAUAAUUUUCAGAAGUGUUUUGCCAUUUUAAAAUUGUGUCAGCCAAGAGUAGACAACAGCAGUUACAACACAUCAAAAAAUAUCGAUAUGGCAGAAGUCAAAGACUGGAAGGCAAUCCGUGUGGAUCUGAUCAUAGCCCCUUUUGAGCAAUAUGCAUAUGCUCUGUUAGGCUGGACAGGCUCCAGGCAAUUUGGACGUGAUUUGCGGAGGUAUGCUACUCAUGAAAAGAAGAUGAUAUUGGAUAACCAUGCCUUAUAUGACAGGAAAAAGAGGAUCUUUCUCAAAGCUGGAAGUGAGGAAGAAAUCUUUGCUCAUCUUGGUUUGGAUUAUGUUGAGCCAUGGGAAAGGAAUGCUUAAAAUGAUUUGCCAGUAUACAUUAACGAAUUGACAGCAAUGGUCUUUCUACAUACCCAGAGUCUUGUUUAGAUAUAUA